ACAAACCCUAGACAGUCACAGUAGCCCUACCUCCCUCUCUCUCUCUCUCUCUCUGCCAUCCCAAUUUCAAUUUUUCCAAUUGCAAAAUCCCCAAAUUCCAUUUGGUUGGGGUUUUAAUUUCUUUCCUUUUAAUUUUCCCCUUCAGAGCACAAAAUUUAACCGCGAAGUCCUCAAUCCCUUCUUCUUCUUCUUCUUCCUCCACUUCUUGUUCCACUUCUUGUUCCUCUCUUCCCCUCCUCCCUCCUCCUCCUCCUCCUCCGUCUUCGUCUUCUUUCAUCAGUCAUCCCCUUCUCUGCGCAUUCUCUAGUUCCCAAUCUUCUCGCCCCGUACCGUCUCAUCCUUCGAUUGAUGGUCCUGAGGGAAGUUGGGCGAAGAAAUUGAGGGAAUAUUGAGAGGAUAAUCGACUGUAGAAGCAGCCCCACCAAGCGAUAGAGAUAAAGGAUAACAAUGGAAGGUAUACCCCAUCCUGUGCCCAGGACAGUGGAGGAGGUGUUCAGCGAUUUCAAGGGCAGACGAGCCGGCCUCAUCAAGGCCCUCACCACUGAUGUUGAGAAGUUUUACCAGCAGUGCGACCCUGAUAAGGAGAAUUUAUGCCUUUAUGGACUUCCAAACGAAACAUGGGAAGUUAACUUACCUGUAGAGGAGGUUCCGCCUGAGCUUCCAGAGCCAGCUUUAGGUAUUAACUUCGCUAGGGAUGGAAUGCAGGAGAAAGACUGGUUAUCACUGGUUGCAGUGCACAGCGAUUCGUGGUUGCUUGCUGUUGCUUUCUAUUUUGGUGCACGCUUUGGUUUUGGUAAGAAUGAAAGAAAGAAGCUUUUCCAGAUGAUUAACGAUCUCCCAACAAUAUUUGAAGUUGUGACUGGAAAUGCCAAGCAACCAAAGGACCAGUCUGGUGGUCACAACAAUAGCAAGAGCAAAUCGAGCUCUAAGAUGUCUCGGCAAUCUGAAACCCAACCAAAGGGAGUUAAGAUGUCUCCACCACCACCUAAGGACGAGGAAGAGAGUGGAGAAGAGGAAGAGGACGAUGAACAGGGUGCAACAUGUGGAGCCUGUGGGGAUAGCUAUGCCAAUGACGAGUUCUGGAUUUGCUGUGAUAUCUGCGAGAGAUGGUUCCAUGGGAAAUGCGUAAAGAUCACUCCUGCAAAGGCCGAGCACAUAAAGCAGUACAAGUGCCCUAGUUGCAGCAACAAGAGGGCCCGGGUCUGAAUACCAGACAGAUUGACUGAAGCAGAACCAAGGAUAGAACUCAUCUGCCUGGCAGUAGACAAGCAAAACCCAGAUUUGUCCGGGCAUUUUAAGUUUGAUUUGAAGUUCCUGCAGAUGAGACUUGAGAGCUGUUGCCGCUCCCUACUUACUGUUUUCUUUUUCUCCUGUCUCUGGAAUUAUUAUGCUUUUGAUGUUGUUGGCAACUUAGAAAGAUCUUUUUAUAGACUUAUGCAGUUUCUUGUGAUUUGUGGCAAUAUUGCUCACUGCAGCAAUCCAAAGCAUUUUGCGCCUUC
Molecule: messenger RNA, 1499 nt
Organism: Punica granatum (pomegranate)
Lineage: Eukaryota; Viridiplantae; Streptophyta; Magnoliopsida; Myrtales; Lythraceae
Source: RefSeq, a predicted model, not a curated record